UAUAGAAUGAGAUGUUUCCUUUAGCUGCACGCUUGUGGAAUGGUCUAAACACAAUCGCGCCAUCUUUAUUACCUAGAAAUGGGCAUUUUGUGAUGACUAGCUCCUUGUUUAGCUCGAGAUCGCAGCGAGCGCUAGCUGCAGUUGAUUUCGUUCGGUUGUACCACGAGGUGUAUCUUAACGAAGACGACAUGGAAGAGAAUUUCAUUAGAGGCUGGGGACCAGGCGGACAGAAAGUCAACAAAAGCAGCAACUGUGUUCAACUCAUUCAUAAACCCACUGGUAUCGUGAUUAAGUGCCAUGAGAGUCGGUCCCUUGCAAGAAAUAGAGUGAUUGCUAGAGAACUCCUAAAACAGAAACUUGAUUUUCUUUACAAUGGAAAAGAGAGUGCUGCUGGUCAAGCAAUUGCCAAGAUCAAGAAAAGAAAAGCAAGUUAUGCAAGGAAAAGAAGGAAACGAGAGCAAGCUGUUGCUGAAGGCUUGCAAAAUAUGGAUGAUGGACCAUCUGAUUCAGUUGAAGAUGAUGAUGAAAAACCAAGUGCAGGAAGUUGAAGGCAAACACAGUGCCAUUUGGUGUUUAAGAACAGAAUCUGGGAAUGGAUUAGCAGAUCAAGAGAAUGUUUUCUAAUUGGCAGAACAAAACCUUCUAGAGUGUGGAACCGGCCAUUAAUUUUAAAGACAGAGAAUAAGGCAGUCAUGUACGUAGACAAUAAUUAACUGCUUAUUCAUUGCAAGUUAACCCAGGCACAAUGGUCAUUACAAUUCAGUACAAAGUAGUACAUGCAAAUGCAACAUAAAAUAAUGGGCAUCUAUUGAAGUCCAGCAAAACAACAGAAAAAAUGUUUGGGACAUUUUCAGAGAAGAAGAAGAUUACACUGAGAAUCAAUAUACGGAAUAUUGUGAAACCAGAUUUUGGUUCAGGAGUAAAAUAUCAUGAAAUGUGUAACAUUCCUAGAAAUAAGCCAAAACAUGUCUUCACAAGAAUGUUAUAAUAUCCUUCUUUUAUACCAUGCCAUCGAAAAUACAGCAAAUUAGAAUAUGGGAAGGCCGUUGUAUACUCAUCAGUAUCACGUCCAACCUUCCCAACGUGAGCUGCAUGCAUGUUGGAUUGAUUGUGUUGGCCAUUGUAUUUUCUAUGGCAUAGUAUAAAAUAGUUAUGCAACGCUCUCUCAUGGUAUACCAUGGGAUGUCCCACUUGUCACUUGUAUUUUCUUGGUAUACACACUCACGUAAAGGCUCUUGCGUAGACCAAGAAAAUACAAGUUACUUGUGGGAUAUUCCAUGGUAUACCACUCGAAUGCAUUGCAUAACUACAAUUUAUGGAUAUCUGUAUAUACUGUCUGUCUAACCUUUCACUUCAAUGCCACAAAUUAAUGUCUCUCAACUUGGAUUAAAAGACGUUUUUAUUUUACAACUGCAGUACAAUGAUUUGAAUUUAAAAUAAAUACACCAUAUAUCAAAGCUGGUUAUAACUUCCAAAUAUAAAAUAUACAACCUUUUAAAAGAAGAAACAAAACAAUGUAUUUACGACAUGGCCAGGAUUAAUACUACUUUCAACAUAAGUUGAUAUCACAUUGGCAAGAAGUCUGUGGACAGGUUAUGAAUAGGCCUGUUCCGAGUUGCAAUAUGCUUCUGUGUCAAAACAACUCUUCAUGCAAAACCCUUCAUAUGAAAAUGUGUUCCCCCUACAGAAUCAUUUUUAUGGAAAUCAAACUCCUUUUCAUGUGAAAGGUUUUGCACAAGGACUCAUUUUCAAACAGAGCCACAAGGUAACUCGGAAAUGGCCUAUUGGGUAUUGGGUAGAAAAAGAAUCUGUGAGAGGAGCAAGCUGGAUGUGCUCUAGGCCAAGCAAAGUUUCUUGCAAACUGAUAAUAUAGAUUUAAAAUUUCUCUUCAAUAUAUAGAUAUUCCUUGGAAACUACAGGCUACUUGUGUCAUUACUUCUGCUUUUCAAGUUAUUCUCACCGCCAAAAGCUGCAUAUCAACUGCAACCAUUUAUAAAUACCUGACAGAGGUUUGAGCAGUUGCUUCCACCAGCUGGGCAGUCAACCAAUAAAAUUAAUGGCAUUCUUACAAAUUAUAAUGUUAAACAAUUUUUUAUCAGCUCUGACUAACUCCCUGGGGCUUCACGGUUCCCAUGCUUCUCUGACGCAUCCACGCUAAAAACUAGCAGUUCAGUUUUAUCUUUUCCUGUGACAUCCUUCACAAGGCACAUUGUCUGACUGGUUUGACUAGGUAGAUAAUUAAGCAGCUUUAUAGAAGUGCUGGAUGGAUCUUAUUAAACUUCUUGACAAUAGCUCUCAUCCACUGGUGAGU
This is a messenger RNA of Orbicella faveolata, 2311 nucleotides long. RefSeq names its product mitochondrial translation release factor in rescue-like. Gene Ontology annotation, molecular function: translation release factor activity. The record is from RefSeq and is a predicted model, not a curated record. Gene Ontology annotation, cellular component: mitochondrion. Gene Ontology annotation, biological process: translational termination. NCBI's taxonomy places the organism in Eukaryota, Metazoa, Cnidaria, Anthozoa, Scleractinia, Merulinidae.